Amyelois transitella is the source of this 1505-nucleotide messenger RNA. RefSeq names its product gelsolin. NCBI's taxonomy places the organism in Eukaryota, Metazoa, Arthropoda, Insecta, Lepidoptera, Pyralidae. Gene Ontology annotation, molecular function: phosphatidylinositol-4,5-bisphosphate binding; actin filament binding. The record is from RefSeq and is a predicted model, not a curated record. Gene Ontology annotation, cellular component: cytoplasm; actin cytoskeleton. Bases 63 to 1268 code for a protein of 401 amino acids. The transcript is spliced from 13 exons. Gene Ontology annotation, biological process: barbed-end actin filament capping; actin polymerization or depolymerization; actin filament severing.
AAAACCGUCCAUUUCAUGUCAGUAAGAAAUCGCAUUGAACGCGAGAGGUUGUGUUAAUAAUCAUGAAGUUACUGCAUAUCUUCUCUGUGUUGGCUCUGGUGACAGCCGCCUGUGCCAGAACCACAUUCAACCAGCAACCGGUUUCGCCUGUCAUCACAUCACUCACUGAUAAGGAUGCAAGGGCCAAGGCUUCCACUCAUCCAGCAUUUGCCAACGCUGGCAGGCAAGCCGGUGUUGAAGUGUGGAGAAUCAAGGAUUUCAAUCCGGAGGUGGUAUCACAGAAAGAUGUCGGAAAAUUGUACAAGGGUGACUCCUAUAUAGUGCUUAAGACAACUGCUGACAAUCGCAACAAGUUAUCCUGGGACAUAUACUACUGGAUCGGGAGUGAGUCUACCCAGGACGAGUCUGGAGCGGCCGCCAUCUUGACUGUGGGUCUAGAUGACAAGUUCAGCGGCGCUGCUGUCCAGCAUAGAGAGGUUCUGGGCCAGGAGAGCCAGCAGUUCAAGGAGCUGUUCCCUUCAGGUAUCCAAUAUCAGAGUGGAGGAUAUGCCACAGGAUUCAAACACGUCACUACAAACGCCGGGGCUGAAAAGCGAUUGAUCCAGGUGAAAGGCAAGAGGAAUGUCAGAGUGCGUCAGGUCGACCCCCAAAUCUCGUCUAUGAACAGAGGCGAUUGCUUCAUCUUGGAUGUUCAACACGACAUUUACGUGUACGUGGGUGAGAAGGCGAGGAAUGUGGAGAAACUGAAGGCCACCUCCGUGGCGAACCAGAUCAGGGACCAGGAUCAUAAUGGACGGGGCAAGGUGGAGAUUGUGGAUCAAUACUCGAGCGAAGUGGAUGUACAGAAAUUCUUCACGGCCCUCGGCUCUGGAGCGAGGAACAUGGUGCCCGAAGAGAGUGCUGGUGGAGAUGACCAGGCAUUCGAGAGGAGCGAGGAACAGAACGUGGCUCUGUCCGAGGUUUCAGACAGCAGAGGCAAGGUUCAGGUCACGGCGCUCCCGAAACCUUUCAAGCAGGAACAGCUCAAACCGCAGGAAUGCUACAUUCUGGACACAGUCAGCGGUAGCAUAUACGUCUGGAUAGGAAAGCAGGCUACGGACAAGGAAAAGACAGAGGCUAUGAAUAAAGCUCAACAGAUUUUCACAUCUAAAAAUUAUCCAGCUUGGGUGAAAGUUACGAGAGUCCUUCAAGGCACGGAGCCGGCUGUGUUCAAGCAGUACUUCUUCACGUGGAGAGACAAUGCCAUGCCUCACAAUAGAGUCAUUUAGAGAUGAGAGGAGAGGUUUACUCGGACUUCCUACGCCUAACGGAAGACUUAAAAAUACUCAAAAUUAACAAUCAUUUUAUGCGAAUAGAAAAUGUGAUGUGACCAAUUUGUAAUUUAUUUCAUUUAGUGAACAAUAAAUCAUUUACUUACUUACUGACUAAUCAAUGUUAAGAAAUCAAAAUAAAUACGCAUAAUAUUAAUAGAUAUUUAUAGAUAAUUUUAUAAUGCAACUCGUGUA